Molecule: messenger RNA, 657 nt
Organism: Penicillium diatomitis
Lineage: Eukaryota; Fungi; Ascomycota; Eurotiomycetes; Eurotiales; Aspergillaceae
Product: Rab family GTPase
Exons: 5
Coding region: 1-657 (218 amino acids)
Molecular function (GO): GTP binding; GTPase activity
Source: RefSeq, a predicted model, not a curated record
AUGGCUUCUCGACCUGCAGCAGGCGCUCGCCCUGGGGCGAAAUUUGCCCAAUUCAAGCUUGUUCUACUCGGAGAGUCUGCAGUUGGAAAGAGUUCGCUAGUCUUGAGAUUUGUAAAGGAUCAAUUCGAUGAUUACCGUGAAUCGACUAUCGGCGCCGCCUUCUUGACACAGACAAUCUCCCUCGAUGACAGCACCACGGUGAAGUUCGAAAUUUGGGAUACUGCGGGUCAGGAGAGGUACAAGUCACUGGCUCCCAUGUAUUACCGAAAUGCAAACUGCGCUGUCGUGGUCUACGACAUUACCCAGGCCUCCUCGUUGGAUAAAGCGAAGUCGUGGGUGAAGGAACUACAGCGUCAAGCAAACGAGAAUAUUGUAAUCGCGUUAGCCGGCAACAAGCUGGAUCUUGUCACCGAAAGUCCAGACAAGCGUGCAAUCCAAACCGCCGACGCUGAAGCAUACGCUCGCGAAGCUGGCCUUCUCUUUUUCGAGACUUCAGCCAAGUCAUCCACAAAUGUGCGAGAGUUGUUUACCGCAAUCGCUAAGAAACUGCCUUUGGACCAAGCUGGACCCCGGAACUUGCGAGCGGCCCCACGUCCCGGCGUUGACCUCCGACCCGAAGCCCCAGGCACUCAAGGUGCCGGCGCAUGCAACUGCUAA